Molecule: messenger RNA, 1392 nt
Organism: Pochonia chlamydosporia 170
Lineage: Eukaryota; Fungi; Ascomycota; Sordariomycetes; Hypocreales; Clavicipitaceae
Product: WD domain-containing protein
Exons: 1
Coding region: 1-1392 (463 amino acids)
Biological process (GO): positive regulation of ubiquitin protein ligase activity; positive regulation of anaphase-promoting complex-dependent catabolic process; anaphase-promoting complex-dependent catabolic process
Cellular component (GO): anaphase-promoting complex
Molecular function (GO): protein binding; anaphase-promoting complex binding; ubiquitin ligase activator activity
Source: RefSeq, a predicted model, not a curated record
AUGGCUAAUAAUGCCCGUAGGGUCUUGGAUGCUCCUAAUUUGCGAGACGACUUUUAUUGCUCGGUUCUUGCGUAUUCGCUUUGUUGUCAAACCCUGGCUAUGGGCUUGGGAAAUGUUGUGUACACUUGGUCUGACGAAGAGGGUGUCCGCUCCGUAAAUGGUUCUCAGCAAGAUAAUACUUGGCUGACAUCAAUAUCAUUUGCCGCCGGUGAAGGAAGCAAGGCUCUUUUUGCUGCUGGGAGAUCAGAUGGCACGUUUGUUGUGAUGUCGUUAUUGGAAUCAUCUCCUCGCUUUGAGAUACGGCAACAUCGCUCAAUUUCUUGUCUUAGUUGGCGCCCUUGCUGCACCUUGCGACUUUCCACCAAUCCUCGAAAUUCGAAUACACUGGUAUGUACAGAAGACCUGGUUGUCGGAGAUGAGUGCGGAGACUUGUAUUACUACUUAGUUGAGUGGCCACCAUUAUCAGACAGCACAAGAGAUGACUGCCCAGGGUCGAUAUCCCUUGUAGCUCGAAUUUCGAUACAUAGCCAGCAAAUAUGCGGCCUAGCAUGGUCACCCACGGGAGAUCUGUUUGCUUCUGGUGGCAAUGACAACAUGUGUUCCCUUUUCAAUAUCAAUGAGAUCUUGGCGCCUCAACAUCUCGGUUUACGUCAGGAAGGCCAAAACAGAUACAAUGCCUACCUUGAUGACAUAGUAGACACUUCAAUACAGGAACAGAUAACACCGGAUGAACCACAGUUAUACCUCGAUUGGGGAGAUGGGCGCGGAUUCGCUCAUCCAGACGCAACAGUAUCGGACGAAGCAACGACGAUUCCACCAGCGACUGUCCGAAGCCUUGUUUCCGGAUGUCAACGCCAGGUUUGGGCCCAUCAGGCAGCUGUCAAAGCUAUCGCAUUCUGUCCGUGGCUCGAGGGGCUUGUUGCGACAGGUGGUGGCUCAAACGACAAACGCAUUCACUUCUUUCAUACGGCUUCCGGGUCCUCACUUGCCACGAUUCCAGUCGCAGCCCAGGUCACGUCGCUGAUUUGGUCAAACACCAAGCGCGAAAUAGCUGCCACCUUUGGCUAUGCCCAUCCGGAGCACCCGUACCGCAUCGCUGUGUUCAGUUGGCCAGAUUGUUCACAAACCGCAGCCAUACCGUGGGACGAUGAUUUGCGUGCGUUGCAUGCCGUUCCUUAUCCGUGUUUUCUCAAUGGAUCCAAAGGAGCCGACGAAACUGGCGGGAGGGUGAAUGAGUGUAUUGUGGUGGCAUCCAGCGACGAAACCGUGAAAUUUCACCAAAUUUGGUCGACGGAAGGGAGCAGGGCAGUCACCAGACCUGGUAUGUACGGCGGCAGCGACAUUCUUGAAGAUUUGCAAGGCAUUAUAAAAGAGGGUGAUGUGAUACGUUGA